Molecule: messenger RNA, 921 nt
Organism: Lycium barbarum (goji berry)
Lineage: Eukaryota; Viridiplantae; Streptophyta; Magnoliopsida; Solanales; Solanaceae
Exons: 1
Coding region: 1-921 (306 amino acids)
Source: RefSeq, a predicted model, not a curated record
AUGCCUUCAAAUGAUGAAGUUUCUAUCUCUGCUGCAAGAUCUGCAAACUCUGAUAUGUCCAGCCCCUAUUACCUUCACCCAUCUGAUUCACCAGGUAUGACCUUGGUGAAUUCUUCUUUUGAUGGAAAAGGAUUUGGGGGUUGGAGAAGGUCAAUUUUGAUUGCUUUGUCAGCUAAAAACAAAUUGGGUUUUAUUAAUGGGGUCAUCAAAUCCCCUUCUGAUACUUCUGCUGAUUUCAAUCUUUGGAAUAGAAGAAAUGACAUGGUCACCUCUUGGUUGUUGAAUUCUUUGUCCAAAGAAAUAGCAUCCAGUGUCAUUUAUUCUAAAUCAGCAGAGGAACUUUGGACUGCUUUAGAAGACAGAUUUGGCCAACCUAAUGGUGCCAAACUGUAUCACCUACAAAAAGAAUUGAAUGACUUAGUACAAGGGUCUAAUAAUAUAGCAGGAUAUUUCACAAAAAUCAAAUGUUUAUGGGAUGAACUUGAUGCUUUGACCAUUUCUGUUCAAUGUUCAUGCACUUGUACCUGCAGAGGAAAGGAAAAGGUGAUAAAAUCAUUUCAAGAUGAAAGGCUUAUUCAAUUUCUUAUGGGACUAAAUGAUGCUUAUACCGGAGUAAAGAGUAAUAUACUCAUGAUGUCUCCCUUGCCUAAUGUUAAUGUUGCCUACUCUUUACUCGUACAGGAUGAAAAACAAAGAGAGGUUUAUGUAAGCUCUCAAUUUCCGGUAGAAACCUCUUCAUUCUUAGCAGCAAAACAGGUUGUUCAUGCUCAACAAUCUUUCUUAACAGCAAAUCAUGCAGUUCCUCCUCAACAGCCCCAACAGAAGUAUUAUUCUUCUGAUUAUAAAGGAAAGAAAAACAACCUGAUUGUGCUUAUUAUAAGAAGGUUGGUCACUCUGUGGAUCAGUGUUACAAAAUCAUAG